ACGGGUUUAUUGGCGUACUAUAAUAAUUAGGUUGUAUAAUUGGGUUCUAUAUAAAACAUAGAACUGUUGUUAUACAACUAACACUCUUAACCUACUAGUGCGAUCAAGAUGAAGUCGUCAUUGGUUUUGAUUUUGGCUAUUUGCAGCAUUUCUUACUCUGUCGCAGAUGAAACAUCCGAUUCGGUUAAUUGGAGAUAUGACAAUGACACGAUACCCGAGAUGUUGCCAAGAAAUAUGCGUGACAAAAGUAACGAAGAAAUUGAAAAAGCUGUUUUCAAUGCGUACCAAAAUCAAAUUAAAGUAGUUUCUGAAUACAGUGGUCAUGUUUAUGAUCCCGAAUUUCCGAUUGGAUAUUUCAAAAAUGAAUGUCGCGUACCGGAUUCACAGACAUACGGAACCGACAUUGAUUUGAUAUUCGACAAUAACGUAUUGAGUGGAUUAAGAGAUUAUUAUCAAAACGUUAUUAUCAUUAAAUGGGCACCUGAUCAAAUCGAGACCAUUGUCGAAUGGAAAGAAGCCGAUAUUAGAGGAAACUAUCAUUAUUUAAAUCCUACAUUCUUUGAUCAAGGAAACUAUCACAUUAAAUUGGAAAAUUUAAAAUACCAGGCAACUACGACACUUACUGAAAACACCAUGAAAUAUCCAUCUUCAGUGCCAAGUUCAAGCAUUUCAUAUACAAGUGUUAAAGCUUCAUUUUCAGGAAAAAUUCCAACUGUGACAAAUAUUGACGAUUCGCACAACUUAAAAUACUUCUUGGAAGAAGUUGUUUUCCAACAUGUCGCUGAUGAUGUAGUGAAAUCAAUGCAGCCUAACAUUUCUAUCGCAGUUAGACAAGCAGUUAGACCUUACAUUAUGUUCAAGAACGUAUCAGACCCUCACUUCAAAGGAUUUACUGCCAGUACGCCUUCGAAUUUACAACUCGAAGUCGGUGACGUCUUCACUAAUGGUUUGAACCAAACCCUACAAAGAGUAAGAAACAUGACUGUUGACAUGGCUAACAAAAAAUUGAUGUCAUCAACCGAGUUGGUGAUGCAUAAUUUGAGUGGAACCUUCCGAGUGAAGCUCACCAAUGGCACCAACGAGUACACGGAUUACGCUACUUUUGAAAUCGAAAAUAUCAAUGUAGCUCCAGUUAGCAAUAUGUUCAACCGCGAUGAUUGCACCGCAAGUACCACUGUUAAAAACACCAAAGUUACGAUUGACCCUGCAAGUUUCUACUUGUCCAAAAAAGAAGAGCUUGAAGUAAUCCAAGUUUUAGAAAAUGAAUUUUCUAGUACCCUUAAGAAUAAAUUUGACAAAACUGUUUGCAUAGCUUUGGGUGAUAUGCUCAACUCUAAAGCCGGAAACUUUUAGUUAAAAAUAUGUAUACAUCAAAAAUAUUUCGAAAAGCUAAUAAUCCGUCUAUUUAACUGCAGUUAUGUAUAAUAUAUUAAUAUAUAUAUAAAGGCAUUGGUGGUACACGGAGUAGCAGUUAUGUGCCUUGAUGCUUCGUUUUAGAUACUUUUUUGUCUAUUAUAAUUAUUUUAAAUUAUUUAAAUAAUAAUAUAAUAAUAAUAUUUUUUAUUUUAAACUGUUGUAGUUAUACGUUAAAUAAACAUUUAAUGUUACACAUAGUACCAAAUAUCAACAAUACUUUUUAUGAUUA
This is a messenger RNA of Aphis gossypii (cotton aphid), 1645 nucleotides long. RefSeq lists its product as uncharacterized. The record is from RefSeq and is a predicted model, not a curated record. The coding region runs from base 109 to 1353 and encodes 414 amino acids. The transcript has 4 exons. Lineage: Eukaryota; Metazoa; Arthropoda; Insecta; Hemiptera; Aphididae.